GCAACAAACCCCCUGAACAAGGACCUGGACUGGGAUGGCAUCAAUGCCUUCUGUGAGCAGCUCAAUAAGGAGCUGGAGGGUCCACCACUUGCUACCAGACUUCUGGCCCACAAGAUCCAGUCCCCACAGGAAUGGGAAGCCAUCCAGGCCCUCACGGUGCUGGAGUCCUGCAUGAAGAGCUGUGGGAAACGGUUCCACGACGAGGUGGGCAAGUUCCGCUUCCUCAACGAGCUCAUCAAAGUGGUGUCCCCCAAGUAUCUUGGCAGCAGAACACCAGAAAAAGUGAAGUCAAAGAUCCUGGAGCUCAUGUACAGCUGGACAUUGGGGCUGCCUCACGAGGUGAAGAUCUCAGAAGCCUACCAGAUGCUGAAGAAACAAGGGAUUGUGAAGUGUGACCCAAAGCUGCCCGACGAUGCCCCGUUGCGCCCGCCGCCCCCUCGGCCCAAGAACAUCAUUUUUGAUGACGAAGAGAAGUCCAAGAUACUGGCUCGUCUCCUGAAGAGUUCCCACCCUGAGGACCUCCGGGCUGCCAACAAGCUCAUCAAGGAGAUGGUUCAGGAGGACCAGAAGCGCAUGGAGAAGAUCUCCAAGAGGAUGAAUGCCAUCGAGGAGGUGAACAACAACGUGAGGCUGCUGACAGAGAUGGUGACAAACUACAGCAAGGGGGAGACGACGGAAAGCAACGAGGACCUAAUGAAGGAGCUGUACCAGCGCUGUGAGCGCAUGAGGCCCAUGCUCUUCCGCCUUGCCAGUGACACAGAAGACAAUGAUGAAGCUCUGGCGGAGAUCCUGCAAGCCAAUGACAAUCUGACACAGGUGAUCAACCUCUACAAGAAGCUUGUACGGGGAGAAGAGAUCAAUGGGGAGGUGGUGACCGGUCCCCUUCGAGGCAGCACCUCAGCUCUGCUGGAUCUGUCAGGCCUGGAUCUUCCAGCAACAGGCCCUUCCUACCCAGCCUUGCCCACCGUUCCAGGUGGCUCAGCAGUCCCCGUGCCUGACCAAGCUGGCUCUGUCUCGUUGCUGGAUGAUGAGCUCAUGUCUUUAGGCCUGAAUGACCCAGCGCCGCAUCCUGCCCAGGCUGCUGACAGCAGUGGCUGGAACAGCUUCCAGUCAUCAGAAAGCAACGAGCUCAAUGUCACGCCUGUCACAGCAAUGCCACCAGUCAAAGCAGACACUGGCACAUCCUCCCCCAAACCUCCUUUAACCAGUGGCCUGGAUGACCUGGACCUCCUGGGCAAGACGCUGCUGCAACAGUCUUUGCCUCCAGAGUCUCAGCAAGUGAGAUGGGAGAAGCAGCAGCCACCCCCCCGGCUCACCCUGAGGGAUCUCCAGAACAGGAGCAGCUCUGGCACCACGAGCCCCAAUCCCAACGCUCUGCCCGUGCUCCAGAGCGUUUCCCCCAACCCCACGCUGCCCUCGGAACCUUCUGCUCCUGCUCAGCUUCCAAAAGCUGGGCUGACUGCUGCCUCUCCCCCAGGCAGCAUCCUCCCCGUGACAGUGUAUGACCAGCACGGCUUCCGUGUCCUCUUCCACUUCGCCAAGGAUGCCCUGCCCGAGCGGCCCGACGUGCUCGUGGUGGUCAUCUCCAUGCUCAGCACGGCCCCACAGCCCAUCCGAAACAUCCUCUUCCAGUCUGCUGUCCCCAAGGUGAUGAAGGUGAAGCUACAGCCUCCUUCAGGCACGGAGCUGCCGGCGUUCAACCCCAUCGUCCACCCCAGUGCCAUCACACAAGUCCUGCUGCUCGCUAACCCACAGAAGGAGAAAGUGAGGCUACGGUACAAGCUGACCUUCACCAUGGGAGAACAAACCUACAAUGAAAUGGGGGAUGUCGACCAAUUCCCCCCACCAGAGUCCUGGGGAAACCUCUAG
This is a messenger RNA of Merops nubicus (carmine bee-eater), 1869 nucleotides long. It is a transcript of the gene GGA1, whose product is annotated as golgi-associated, gamma adaptin ear containing, ARF binding protein 1. NCBI's taxonomy places the organism in Eukaryota, Metazoa, Chordata, Aves, Coraciiformes, Meropidae. Gene Ontology annotation, biological process: vesicle-mediated transport; intracellular protein transport. Gene Ontology annotation, molecular function: ubiquitin binding; phosphatidylinositol binding; small GTPase binding. Gene Ontology annotation, cellular component: trans-Golgi network. The record is from RefSeq and is a predicted model, not a curated record. The coding region runs from base 172 to 1869 and encodes 565 amino acids. The transcript has 16 exons.